AUGGACUCCCGCCGCCCCUCACUUACUGCGUCAUACUCCUUCUCUGGCCCCUCCGUGGCCGAAUCAUCCUCACGAAGCCUGAAGCGCCGCCUAACGACCUCGGGAACAGAACCCGCGUACUUUCAUCCCGCGAGUACUUUCAGGCCCAAGCCUUAUCAAUUCGACGCCCCAGAUCCAUCCACAUUGUCUGCAGCUCCAGCUGAGCCACCUAAUCUCCCCCCUGGCAUAGCGUCGACAUCGCGAAACCCUACCACGCGACACACAUCGUCGCGGAACCAUCACCUCAGCUACAAUCCAUCACUAACUAUGGACCCAUCCCCGACAGAUCCUGGCGCUGUCUUCAUCCGUCCACCGUUCACCUCUUUCCCGGAUGCUCACAAAUACAAGGACGGUCUGACCUACAACCUCAUGGCGGCAAAUCCGGAGUGGUUCCUCGACCCGAAGGAUUUCAUAUCCUAUAUCCACAGCGAUCCCGCAGCGAUCUGCUACCCGUCACAGCUUGAGCCACCUCGCGGGUGGUGCCCCACGAAGAAGAAAGACGUCAAGGAUAAGUGGCCCGGAGGUGAGGAGCAGCCCAAGCUGCGAUGCACUUUCUGCCGCCGCACCUACGCGGGGGUGAACGCGAAAAGUAUGUGGCGUCGGCACGUCUACGAAAAGCACAAGAUCGCCAUGUCCAACCGACGCGACACCGCCGAACGUAAGGGUCGUGGUUCGAACAAGGAGAACAAGGACCGGGAAGCCAGUCAACCGAGCAGCGCGAACAACUCCGGAACGGCGAACAUGGAGGAGGGACCAUCAAUGGACCGCAUUGAUGCAGCUGACUGCAACGGCGAGUCCCAUCGAAGCCCUGAUGCGUCUUUUCCCGACCGGUCAUCUGCAGUCGCAAUUCAGCCGUCGGGACAAUACCCUCGUCUUCUUCAGGACGAGGUCCUUGAGCCUGAUGGCAACGUUGACCUCUUCCGUUCCGUGACGGUCAACACCCCUCCUCUGACGCCUGGUUUCUCACCUUCAAAGUCGGCAAGCAGGCGGCGUCUGAACUUCACUUAUAUCGCCGAAUCACCCUACGAUCCUCUUGUGACUCCCUCUUUCCGCCACUCUCCCGCGCGGCUCCCGUCCGACCAGCCCUGGCGCUUCCCAAGCCCCAGUCAUCCGCUCCACAGCGCACGGGACCUCUCGCUGUGCAUGCUCGCGCGCGGGGAGGCGAGUCCAACUGUGAGCGGGCUUGAUGUUAGUCCUGUCGUCAUUGUUCCUGCCAGCGAGCGGGGCAAACGGAGCAUCUUCAGCAGCCCCUUCGCCCUCUCCGACGGCGCCGACAAAGGCCCCUUCUCCGAAUUCGAUGACAAGCUGAGGUUUACGACUGGGUCCACGCCGCGGCGCUUGUUCUACGAUGGCCCUUUGCCCGCGCCUAUGUCGGACCGCUCGAAGUUCAAGGAGUACAGGAUUGCCGAAUCGCCGUUACGACGUACAAUGAGCAGCCGGAAGGACGUCAGCAUGGGAUCUGCUAUGACAGCUAGUAGCUCCUGUCGAGACAUGUCGCUGUCUCCCGUCCCAAAAUCCGCCAGCGGGACGGGUCUGUUGGCUCCCAUCCAGCUGCAAGGAGAAGAUCCGUUCGCGGAUUCGCUCUAUGAAUCGUGGGUCGACCUGACUGGCAGCGGCGGCGAGGGCAGUGCUGGAGGGAGCGGCGGCGAAGGCAGUGCCGGAGAGAGCGGCGGCGAGGGCAGUGCCGGAGAGAGCGGCGGUGAACUGAGCCCACCCCCCUCUCCUGAGGAGGAAAAUAUGACCCUCAUGUCCACUCAGCCAGGGUCUGCUCGGUCUCGCCAGGUGUCAUCCUACAGCUCCGGCUCUGGUAGCUCGAGCAGUGCCAAAGGCAAGGCCACUGCGCUCGCAGGCCUCGGCAUGGGCCUCAUGGACGCAGUCCUCUCCAGCAGAAGCCGGUCGAGCAGCGGCAAGCACAAACGGAAGUCACACCGCAAUGAGGACCACGACAUCGCGACAAUGUCUCGCCCGGAGAGGGAGGAGACGGCGCCUGUGUCGCCCAUUCAGUGGGGCCGGAAGGCCGGAAGGGACCUCUUAGCCGACUGGUUGAGGGACGACGACAGUGACUCCGAAAUCCGGGAGGCUCACCAGUCCAAGAAACGCAGAAAGACCCUCAGCGGCCGCACCUGA
Messenger RNA from Sparassis crispa, 2166 nucleotides. RefSeq lists its product with no specific name. The transcript is spliced from 2 exons. NCBI's taxonomy places the organism in Eukaryota, Fungi, Basidiomycota, Agaricomycetes, Polyporales, Sparassidaceae. The record is from RefSeq and is a predicted model, not a curated record. Bases 1 to 2166 code for a protein of 721 amino acids.